AAACUAAAUUAAAUCAACAGACCGCGGAGCUGUUGUCCCUUAAACGUCAGAAAAGCUGAGUUUAUCCUCUAAUAAACAUGUCGGAGCUGCAGAGUCUGAAGGUGUUCGUGAACCAGCGGCUAACUGCGGCCGUGGACGAAAUAUUUGGACAGUUUGAGAAAACCAUCAGCGAGUAUGAAGAGAAGAUGGAGAGACAAAGUAAACUACUGGAUGUGAUUCUGAAACCUGAAAUAAGGCUGACACGAACAGAUGUCCAGCAGCUGCCAGUGGUAAAAGAGGAGGUUCAGCAUGGGUGGAUCCCCAGUCUGGACCAGGAACAACCAGAGUCACGCAACACUGUGGAAGAAGAGAAGGAACUGUGGACCAAUCAGGAGGGAGAACAGUAUCAAGCGACAGAAGAAGCUGAUUUCACUAAGUUUCUGUUCACUGUGAAAAGUGAAGAUGAUGAAGACGAAGUCCAGUUCUCACAGCUUCAUCAAACACAAACUGAGGACAGAGCGGAAACAAACUGUGUAGGAUCAGAAUCAGCCAGCAGCCUCCAUCUACAUAGACAAAUACGUGCUAAUGAACAAACCGAAGACACUUUUCAAUCUGGAUGUAAACAUCGGUCAGGUUUAAACAGUCAAGUUAGUAAAAAUCACACACAAGGCAAAACCCGCACAACUUUUAAAUGCUCUGUCUGCGGAAAGAGGUUUGGGUCCAAGGCAUACCUGAAGGCACACAUGAGAUCUCACACAGGUGAAAGGCCUUUUAAAUGUUCAGUGUGUAAGAAAAGUUUCUCAUGGAGUGCACGUUUAUAUCAACACAUAAAAAUCCACACAGGGGAGAAACCAUUUAACUGCUCAGUGUGUGGUAAAGGUUUCAUUGAGAGUGGGAAUCUGAAGGUACACAUGAGAAUACAUACUGGAGAGAAACCAUAUACUUGUUCAGUUUGUGGUAAAAAAUACUCUCAAUUGGGGAAUUUAAAACAACAUAUGGUAUAUCACAAGGGGGAGAAAAUAUUCAGUUGCCAAUUUUGUGACAAAAGAUUCAUCUGGCAGUGUCAACUCAGAAAACAUAAGUGUAGCAGUAACUCUUCAUAUCGUCAAAGACGAGCUGUGAUCAGUCAGGCGAAGCUUUUAUCCAACAGCUCAACUAUACAGAUAAAAACUGAACCUAAUGAAGAGGUCUAUGGAGGAUUACAACCAGCAAGAACCUCAGAUCCAACACCUACUGAAGGCAGAACAUUGCACUAUUUUGAAAGUUCAACUGAUUAUGAAAGCAGAAUGUCAGAAUGUCAUUUAACCAACGACACAAAUAAUGAAAACGCAGAUGAAGCUUGUAUAGGAAGGAAACCAUUUAACUGCUCUAUAUGUGAGAAAAAUUUCCAGUCUAAUGCAUGUCUGAUCGCACAUAUGAGAUGCCACACGGGAGAGAAACCCUUUAGGUGUUCAAUUUGUAAGAAGUGUUUCACCCAGAGCGGACGUUUACGGAUGCAUAUGAGGACCCACACAGGCGAGAGGCCGUUCAGUUGCACAGUGUGCGGCAAAGGUUUCUCUGAAAGUGGAAAUCUGAAGGUACACAUGAGAAUUCAUACAGGGGAGAAGCCAUUUGUUUGCUCACUUUGUGGCAAAGAGUACAGACAGAGCGGAGGUCUGAAGAGGCACCUGGAAUUUCAUAAAGAAGAGAAAUGAGCAGAGAUUGUGGACUACACAAUGUUCAGUCCUACAGUACCUUAGGGAGUGUGUAUCUCAAUUUGUAGCCUAUUAUAUUUACCAAAACAACCAAAUUAUUAUUGUUAUUAUAUUAUUAUUGUUAUUAUUAUUAUUUAAGAAUAUUUAUUUCUUUUGAGUCUUUUGCUUUCUUUUCUGAUUUCAGUUUAGUUUAAGUUAGUUUUAGAGAUUUAGAAAUGGUUUGAGUUUUAUUUAGAUGAAGGAAGUAGAUGUCAUUGAGUUUUACUAUUAGAGUGCGUCAAGUAUUAUGAAGGAAGUUUUGAUUUGUAGAAGCUGAAAACAGAUUGCAUGGCAUCAAGAAUAUAAAACCAUUGUUCAUUGUUCCAUUUUCUGCACCAGUAUGCCUGUUUGCUUGCUGUUUGAUGCUGGACAUAUGUAACUUGUUUCACAGUCAAAAAGAGCAAUUAGGGAAGAAAAUAA
This is a messenger RNA of Sphaeramia orbicularis (orbiculate cardinalfish), 2132 nucleotides long. Its product is annotated as zinc finger protein OZF-like. Lineage: Eukaryota; Metazoa; Chordata; Actinopteri; Kurtiformes; Apogonidae. Gene Ontology annotation, biological process: regulation of gene expression. Bases 78 to 1673 code for a protein of 531 amino acids. The transcript has 2 exons. Gene Ontology annotation, cellular component: nucleus. The record is from RefSeq and is a predicted model, not a curated record.